CUAAGACGCGGGACCUUGAGACAGAGCGCGCCGAGUCUAGCGCCAAUUCUCCCAACAGAGCUUUAAGCUGAUUGGCGGGAAGGUUAGAGGGACGCCCCCAUUGUAAACGCCUGAUUGGUCGGAUUGUAAAAAUAUGUUCCAAGGCGCCAGAAUAGAAGCUUUAGCGCCUAGUGGAGUCUCCAGGGCAGUAGCGAAGCGGCCGGUAGACGCACGUCGCUGGCAGAGAUAGAAAUUGCAGGUGGGAUAAGGGGUCCCUCUUCCCUUUGGAAUACCUCCGAUGCCCCUCAGGGGUGAGCUUAGCGAGCCUGGAGACGCCGAGCCUGAAACCCAGGGAUCCCUUUGAGAAAGAGUGUCGAGAAAUAUGGAGUUGAAUUGUUUAACACUAAAAGACCUGAUUAGCCCGAGACAUGGGAAGAUGGAUUACAUAAAUGAAGAUGGAGACAGUGCACAAAAGGAAAAUAUAUUUGAUCGACCUAGAAUGACCCCAAAGACUCCCAUGAAAAAUGAGCCCAUUGAUUUGUCCAAGCAAAAAAUCUGUACUCCUGAGAGAAGCCCAAUUACACCUGUGAAGCUGACAGAUAGGCCUCUUGCAGAUCCAUGGACUCCAACAGCUAACCUAAAGAUGCUUAUUAGUGCUGCUAGUCCUGACAUGCGGGACAGGGAAAAGAAAAAAGAACUCUUCAGACCAAUUGAGAACAAUGAAUUCAGUGAUGCUCUCCCCGAUUCCUCACAGUGUGAUACUGCAGAUGAUGGAAUUGCAGAUGAAUAUGAAAAGCAAAGACCCAGCAGAAAACAGAAAAGCUUAGGAUUGCUGUGUCAAAAAUUUUUAGCUCGCUAUCCUAGUUACCCUUUAUCAGCAGAGAAGACAACAAUUUCUUUGGAUGAAGUGGCGUCCAGUCUUGGAGUUGAACGCAGGCGAAUUUAUGAUAUAGUGAAUGUCCUGGAAUCUCUUGAUCUUGUUAGUCGAGUUGCUAAGAAUCAGUAUUGUUGGCAUGGUCGCCACAGUUUGAGCCAGACUCUGAAAAAACUCCAAGAAAUAGGAGAGAUUCAAAAAUAUGAAGAACUCAUGACUUCUUUCCAGCAGAAAGAACUCGACUUUGAGUGUAGGUUUGGAGAACACAAAAAAGAGAGCUUUGUAGAUUUCCAAGAUCGACAAUUGCUUGACUUCUCAGAGACAGAUUGUCAAUCUGCAUCUGCAAACAGCAGAAAGGACAAGUCAUUGAGGAUUAUGAGCCAGAAAUUUGUCAUGCUGUUCCUUGUCUCCAAGACCAAGAUAGUCACUCUUGACAUAGCAGCAAAAAUAUUGAUAGAAGAAAGCCAGGAUACUGCUGAUCACAGCAAGUUUAAAACAAAGGUAAGAAGACUGUAUGAUAUAGCUAAUGUCUUGACAAGUCUUGGGCUCAUCAAGAAAGUGCAUGUAACAGAAGAAAGAGGUCGUAAACCAGCCUUCAAAUGGAUUGGGCCUGUAGAAUUCACUGGAAAUAAUGGUGAUACAAAAAUGGAAGUUCGAACCUGUGCUACUCUUACUGAAGUGAAAAGACCAACCCGUGUUCCACAUCAAGCUUACUCUAAUAGAAAAGAUCGACUGUCACGCCAUGCUUCUUUCAGUGUUCCUCAGCCUUCUGAAAUGGUCAAAAGGAAAGUUAGUUCUGAACCAAGCAGCCCACACAAAGAAAGGCAAGAUGAUUACUGUUCUAAAAUGAUAAGCCUAGCAUCUGUUUGCUGCCAAAAUUUGGAAGAUAAUAAAAGAAGUAUUGAAGCAGCAAGAAAUAUGGGCAUCAUUUCUUCCUUCUCAGUUUUUCCUGUUCCAGAAGAUUCAGACUAUUGUGCUAAUGUCUUCUCUUGCUUUCCUGAAAAGACCAACUCAGAUGCAUCACAUCGGUCUUUACAAAAUGGGAUAAACAAUCAAAAUGUACCAUCAUCUGCUGUAUCAGCUUCCAAAACUGAGACAAGGGAAACCAAUGCACUCCCCAGCCAACCUUUUGUUUACUUGCCAUCUCCAUCCCUUUAUAUGCUGUGUGGCAAACUUCAUGAAAGUCAUUCACGGGAAAAUUUUCCAGAAAAAAGAAGUGAAGACACAGAAGGCCAUGUUUCCCCUUGCUCAUCAGAAACUACCAAAUCUCCAGUUUACUUUCGCAAGCGGAGUUCCCAGAAGUAUAUACCUCCCACUGCAGCUCCAUUUGAAGAGGCAUCCGUAGCCAAAAGACAAAGCCUGGAGCAGAGCGAUGGUCCCAUUUCAUUAGUAGUACCCAAGAAGACCAUUCAGCCAGCUGAUGCAAAAUCUUCCUCAGACAAUAACCACAGCUCCCUUGACCAACAGAAAGGCUUUCAACUUGAAUCAGGGACUUCUGAAAUUCUGGAAACUGUCAUAACAGCAACCCAGGACCAUGAAGAACCACACAGGAAUAAAGAUGUAAAAGAAAACUUGAAAGAAAAGGAACAAACCUCUCAGGAAAAUAGCAAACCAUCUUUUUUACCACAGUAUCUCUACGUACAGCCUCCAGCUGGAUUAAAUGGUUUUAAUUUCCUGUUUCCUACCAACCAAGCCUCUGCUCCUGUCAGCCUACCUUCAAGCCGCUUGCCUUCACUUAAUGUUCCUUGUAUGAUGGUUCCAUCUACUGCAUUGGCACCAUUCCCUCUUAUCUAUUCCUCGGCAGGAACAAGCCAACUUCAUUCUUCAUCUUCUGCCUCUUUCUCAAAUGUCAGUUGCGUGAAUUUUAGUAUGCCUGGCUUGACUUCUACAACUCCUGUUUUCAUUGGAACCCCUGCUGUGCUAACUCCAAAUUCAUCACAGAUACCUACACUGGAACCACACCAGCAGUUUCAUUCAGCUGUACAUCUGAAUCCUCUCCUUGGAUCUGCUUGCAACUCCGUUAAAACGGACUCAUCAAUUUGCAUGGGACAUCCAGUUACUCUUCUGAAUCUACCACAGCCUUCUACAACUCCACUAACUCCUAAGAAUAUGCGUCCAACAACUCAAGAAACAUUUUUCAAGACACCUGGCAGUCUAGAAGAUCCUAUUCUAUGGCGGAAAAAUGAAGGCAACCAGAGUAGAACAUCAAGUUCUGUUCAAAGAAGAUUAGAAAUAUCCAGCAAAAGCUCUGACUAACCCAGCCAAUUACUGCAAUAUGGGUAGCUUAGAAAAGAGUCUUCUACUUAUUACAAGGGAAAAAAUUAUUGCAUUAAAAAGAGAAAAUGUGUAAAUUUUGUUCCAUAGGUACAUUUGCCUCCCGUGCAUUUGCCCAUUACUUAUCUUUCUCCCUCAUGAAUACCCUAGGUGUGUAAAUAUCAAUUUGGAUUAGAAUUCUAAUUACGCAAAUACUAUUUUUUUUAAUUCCAGAGCUGAAAAAAAAUAAAAUGUAUCAAAGAGAUAAGCAAGUUUAACUAUGACCCAAAGUCCAAAACUGGGGGAGAGGGCCUGGCUAGCACUUAAAUUGUGGGGACACCCUUUACAAGGGUUCUAUUUAUCCUGUGUUGAGGGGGGUUGGCUGAAGGGCAGCAAGAACAGGGUCUGCUGAGACUGAUUUAGUCAGUAACAUUUGUAACUUCAAAGCAGACUUUUGCAGAGUGCUUGAAUGUGACUGACAGAUGUACACUUUUUCCUGCACUUGUUAAGAAAAAGCCUAAUUUACAGUAAUGAACGAAUGUAUUCACAUGAAUUACUUUAAGGCCAAAAUAACUGUGAACUUACUUUUGUAUUAAUGAACUUUGUAAUUUCUCUUGUGUUUUUUUUCCUGCACAAAAUGUUCAGGUUGUUAGUAAUUGUCUCAAAAACUUUUUUCCUAAAAUUGUAGAGGCAAAAAGAUUGUUUCAAGAAUCAUCAGCCUCUAAAAUGUUUACUGUAAAAUGUAGCUCUUCCCUAGUUUAAAUAUAUGAGGGAGCUGCAAUUCUUGAGCCAGGAUUUCUUUUAUAGCAUUACACAGAGCUCAUCUUAACUGCAAUUCUGCCAAAGGAACUGAAAGAAUUAUCUUUGACUGAUGUGACUGUAUUGUGUAGUUGUACGAAUUCCACAAUUAAUACUCCCAAAUGUUCAUUAAGAAACACUUUAACCACAAUAUUUAUGGCAUGAGUGACCAUUGAAGUCAGAAGGAACAUAUGAUGUAGGAAAUGGAAGAGCUGCAGCCUAAUAUGAGUUAAAUUAAUCAAUGAACCAUUUUUUUUAAUUAACAGAAGGAGAAACUUGUAGUCCACAACUACUUGAGGGCAAUUUAUAUUCACAAAGUAAUUACUAGUAUUCAAAAAUUUAAUAGAUUAAAAUACCUUAAAUGGCACAGAUACUGGAUUUUUAAAAUUAUCAUGUUACUUUUGAGUUUAUAAUCAAGUAAAUGGCCUUUUUUAACCUAGAAUGACUUUGAAUUCAUGAUGUAUAUUUCUUAAGGUCAGACACAUUUUCUGAUCUAUCAUUUCAUUAAGUUUUAGGAAGAAUUAUGGCUUUAGUGUGUUUAAUUCUGAAUAAUGGAAUAUGUUACCAAAAGGAGGUUAAAGAUGAACAGUUUUAGUGGAGCUGAAAUUGAGAAUAUAAUAACUUCCUGUUACAUUAAAUCAGUAAGAACCUUACAUGGAAGGUAUUUGAUAAGAUUUAAAUUUCUUAAAUCUCAACAGUAAAAUCAUUUUGGGAGAUUUAUUGUUAAUUUUAAAAAUAUUUUACACUACAGAAUUAGCAGGUUUAUGUACCUUUAUCCUGGUACAUAUGUGUGCAUUCAGGUGUGGCCCAAUGAAAUGACGUUUUUCUGUUACUGCAGCAAGAGACAACUCAAAAUAGACUUGCUGUUAGUGGACAGACCAUGCAGUGCCCCUGACCUUUAUGAGUCUUUCCAUAUAGAGAAAAACUAAGGGUGGGUUAAAGCUCUCAGAUAUAAAGUCAAGUGUGUUUUAUUUUGUUUCAUAAUUUACUAUCCUUUCAUGUUUCCUGCUUCUUGGGCUAUGUUGAUCUCAUUAAACAAGGAAAGUGAAAGUGAAAUAAUUUCACUGGCAUAGCUUCUUUCAGUUAAUAUAUUUAUUCAAAACAACUAGCUUUGCAAAACUUGGAUGCAAAUAGAAUGAUCUGGAGGCCUAAAUGCCUAUGAAAUGCUGACAUGAACAUUUGAACGAGUAAAGAGCAUCAUUUCCUAGGAAGAGAUGGGAAAUUCCUCUGUUUGAACUGUUUAACCCUCUCCUCAGUGUACCGGUAACACAGUCUCUGCUGGUCUUGUAGUUUCUAUCUGUUCGAUCUAAUAAAGAGGUUGAUGAGCAAAAGCAGGAUCCUAAGUGCUAUAAGUAUGCUGAGAAGGAAAGCCAAAUCAAAUCUAUAGCCAGGUUGAUAGAGGAAGGUGAAAUGUACAUUGAGGCUUCUUUUUAUCAAAGGGGUUGGCAAGAUUAACUCUUCUAAGCAGAAAUGCAGGGAUGCAGCUUGGUGACCAAGAGCCUCUUGCCUGACAGAAUGCUGAGAUUAUUAUGAUUGCAAUAACUAUUCCCCAAAAGCUAUGGCAAAACUGCUUCAAGAUAAAGGGCUCCUUAGCUUAAGACUGAUACAGGGCAUGUGUACAGUGCUAAAUUGUACAGGAUUUCAGGGCUUUUAAAACCUUCAUGUUCUGGUACACAAAGGUUUGCUGUGGAGGGAGGGAGGGUAUGUAUAAUUUAUAUACUUGAAUCUACAUACCACGUUUACAUUUCUCAAUUUAUGUAAAGGUGCUAUUCCUGUAUUUAAAAGCUGUGUGUGUUUUAUAAUGUAAAGCUGCUUUAUGUUUAUAACAUUGCACUGCUAGUUUAUUAUCUUGAUAUUAACUUUACAACUGCUUAUGGAUUUCCUUCAUUGAAUAGAAAUUACUUCUGUCUUAGGUUCCUUGCUACACUCUGCAUAUAAGACUAUUAAGAACCCACACUAUUGCUGGAGAAGCAUAUUUUUAUACUUUCAGUUAGAGAACUAAUCUUUAUAAUAUAAUAAAAAUAAAGCCAAACAUUAAA
This is a messenger RNA of Crotalus tigris (Tiger rattlesnake), 5943 nucleotides long. It is a transcript of the gene E2F7, whose product is annotated as E2F transcription factor 7. Gene Ontology annotation, biological process: regulation of transcription by RNA polymerase II. Gene Ontology annotation, cellular component: RNA polymerase II transcription regulator complex. The record is from RefSeq and is a predicted model, not a curated record. Lineage: Eukaryota; Metazoa; Chordata; Lepidosauria; Squamata; Viperidae. Gene Ontology annotation, molecular function: DNA-binding transcription factor activity, RNA polymerase II-specific; RNA polymerase II cis-regulatory region sequence-specific DNA binding. The coding region runs from base 362 to 3109 and encodes 915 amino acids. The transcript has 13 exons.